GGGUCAGUUGCAAAGGUAGGAGGCUGUGGAGGAGCUUCCGGAGCUCGCGGUCUGAAGGGAGGGAGUCCCCACGAAGGUCUGGGUGGAGUCUUUCUCCAGUGGGUCCUCACCCUGUAAAUCCCUGUAGGCGAGCCUGCUGCCUAGGAAGAAAAGAGGAAGACCUUUUCCUCUCUGGGAUCCUUCUGCCUGUCCAGCACAGUCUGCAGAGGACAGAGGCCUGGAGCCAGAGGUAAUGGCCCCUGGGAGCAGCAGCCCCCCUCCCCAGGGGUUGGUGACAUUCAAGGAUGUGGCUGUGGACUUCACCCAAGAGGAGUGGGGCCUCUUGGACCAUGCUCAGAAGGAGUUGUACAAGGGGGUCAUGCUGGAGAAUGCUCGGAACCUGCUCUCCCUGGGUCUUCUAGUUCCCAGAGAAGAUGUGAUCUCUUUUUUUGUGCUAAGGGAACCACCAUGGAUGCUGGAGCAAGAAAGCCUGAAGAGCUGCUGUCCAGAAGGAGAGAUCAGUCUGGAAAUGCAGGAAACUGCUGCAGAGCUAACCCUUUCUGUGGAAGAAACUCACAAGCAAAGAUUCAUGAGUGACGGUCCCUCUGACUUCAGUUGGAGAGAAGUCUGCACAAUGCCCGAGAGUAUCCAUAUUGCAGAGAAAUAUUAUGACUCUAAACAAUGUGGAAAGGGUUUUACAAAGAGGAAAUGUGUAAUUGCACAUCAGAGAAUCCACACUGCAGAGAAAACUUAUAAAUGCCGUCAGUGUGGAAAGACUUUUACAUGGAAGGAUGGGCUUCUUCAACAUCAGAAGAUCCACACUGCAGAAAAACUUUAUGAAUGUACUCAAUGUGGAAAGACUUUUAGAGACAAGAGAUGUCUUAUUGCACAUCAAUGGAAACAUACUGGAGAGAAACCUUAUAAAUGUUGUCAAUGUGGAAAGGUUUUUACAUGGAAGGUUAGUGUUGUUAAACAUGAGAGAAUCCACACUGGAGAGAAACCUUAUGAAUGUAAUCAAUGUGGAAAAGCUUUUACACAGCGGGCUUAUCUUAUUAAACAUCAGAGAACACACACUGGAGAGAAACCUUAUGAAUGUAAUGAAUGUGGAAAAGCUUUUAAAUGGUCGGAAUACCUUACUCUACAUAAGAGAAUCCACACAGGAGAGAAACCUUAUGAAUGUAAUCAGUGUGGAAAAACUUUCAUACACAGGGCUUAUCUUACUGCACAUCAGAAAACACACACUGGAGAGAAACCUUAUAAAUGUUAUCAAUGUGGAAAGACUUACAGAUGGAAGGACAGACUUAUUGCACAUCAGAGAAUCCACACUGCGGAGAAAACUUAUAGAUGCCAUCAGUGUGGAAAGACUUUUAUAUGGGAGGAUGGGCUUCUUCAACAUCAGAGGAUCCACACUGUAGAGAAACUUUAUGAAUGUACUCAAUGUGGAAAGACUUUUAGAGAAAAGAGAUGUCUUAUUGCACAUGAGUGGAUACAUACUGGAGAGAAACCUUAUAAAUGCAAUCAAUGUGGAAAGGUUUUUACGUGGAAGGACAGUCUUGUUAAACAUGAAAGAAUCCACACUGGAGAGAAACCUUAUGAAUGUAAUCAAUGUGGAAAAACUUUUAUACAGCGGGCUUAUCUUAUUAAACAUCAGAGAACCCACACUGGAGAGAAACCUUAUGAAUGUAAUCAAUGUGGAAAAUCUUUUAAAUGGUCGGAAUGCCUUACUCUACACCAGAGAAUCCACACUGGAGAGAAACCUUAUGAAUGUAAUCAGUGUGGAAAAGCUUUUAUACACAGGGCUCAUCUUAUUGCACAUCAGAGAACACACACUGGAGAGAAGCCUUAUAAAUGUUAUCAAUGUGGAAAGACUUACAGAUGGAAAGAAAGUCUUGUUGAACAUCAGAGAAUCCACACUGGAGAGAAACCUUAUGAAUGUAAUCAAUGUGGAAAGACUUUCAGAAGUAGGAAUUAUAUUGUUGAACAUCAGAGGAUCCACACUGGAGAGAAACCUUAUGAAUGUAACCAGUGUGAAAAGGCUUUUACAAGGAGGGCUAGUCUUAUUAUACAUCAGAGAACCCACACUGGAGUGAAACCUUAUGAAUGUAAUCAAUGUGAAAAGACUUUUAUAUGUAAGGGUGGUCUCGUUAUACAUCAGAGAACCCACACUGGAGAGAAACCUUAUGAAUGUAAUCAAUGUGGAAAGACUUUUACAGAGAAGCGCAGUCUUGUUAUUCAUGAAAGAAUCCACACUGGAGAAAAACCUUAUGAAUGCAAUCAAUGUGUAAAGACUUUUACACAGAAGUCGUCUCUUAUUGUACAUCAGAGAAUCCACACUGGAGAGAAACCUUAUGGAUGUGCCCAGUGUGGAAAGGCUUUUAAACGGAGGAACCAUCUUAGCCAGCAUCAGAGAAUCCACACUGGAGAGAAACUUUAACAAUGUAAUCAUCACAGUAAAACCUUCAGGCUAAAGUCAGCCCUUUUUUAUCAUCAGAGAAUUCAUGGAGCUACAGGAAUCUUCUAACUGACCUGAAUGAAGAAAGGCAUUGAAAUGGAGCACAGAGCUUCUUAGCAGAAAAUUCACUCUGGAUAUAAGCCAUCUACGGACUCCCUAUGGGAAGGCUUUCAGCCAGAGAUUAUCUCUUAUCCUUUCAUCAGAGGAUUUAUAAUGAAAAGAAACCUUAUAAAUAUCCUCAGUAGGUACAUGCUUUUCUCUAGAACAUGGAGGUCAUGGGUGAAGGUUAAAUUAUGUGUCUGACCAUAACAGAAAGGUGAGAUAAAGAAAAGAACACAUGCCAACCCUCCUGGUUGCGAAACAGAAAAGGAGGCAAUAGAUGGAUAACAUGCAGAACUAUGUGAGAGAAUACAUCUGGAUGUUCUCAGAAAUAGAAUGUUUUCAGAAUAAGGGUAAGACUUUGUGUCAAUCUUACGUGAACUGGAGAACAACCUUUGAUGAAGGGAAGAAAUCAGAUUUGUUUGAUCAAGGAUAUAACAAUUGGAGCAAUUUAGGGGAAUGUGUUUUCCCACAGGCCACCUACAUGGAUAUAUUCAGCCUACAUCCAGGCCACUGCAUGUGACAGUCAAAAAACUUCACAUUAAGUUGAGAUCCUAAAAUCUGUCACUAAACGAUUAUGAUGUUGAAGCAGAGAUUCCCCUGUUGCACUUAAGGCAGGGUAGAACCAUUGUGUGAACAAAACAGAAGCUCCUACGCAGGCAAAAGGCCUUGCAAUCUCUAUCUGCAAAGCUUCCCAUGGUUUCUCCUGCUCUACCAGUCUGGAAAGGAAAGCUGAAGGAACUCAGUUCCAUAUCAGAGGCACUUGGGCUGCUUGUCACAUGCUCUCUACAAAUCAAUGAAGGGCUCAAGUCCUGAUGACAGCACCCUCAUUGGAGUGUUGGUUUCCAGUUCAGAGACCAACAGACAUGAGGGAGCAAUUCAAGAGGCAUUUUGGGAAGUCUAUAUUUUCUCAUCAAGGCAAGUCAGAAGACUCUUCUUUUGACAAAAAAGGCAGACAGUGAUAGGAAGAAAGGUUUCUAAUGAAAUUCAUUUGGAUGCUAAUUAGGAUCCUAGCCAACUUCUUGUUCCCUUGUCAAUGAAUUUAUCAGAGAAACUUGAGUUGGAAGGGCCUUCAGAGGCAUCUCUUUGAAAUCAUUUCUUCUUAAAGACCAGCUAGGAAGGCAACCCAUUAUAAGGAUACUUUUCAUCACAUCAAACUGAAAUCUGCCUCUUGCAGCUUACACUCAUUGGUUCUAGGUCUUCCCUGUUGGGCCAAGCAGAACAAAUGUGAUUCAUCUUAGGCUAUCAAGGUAUUUCAGGUAUUUCAUAUUGCCCACCAAGUUUUGUCUUCUUCAGGAUAAGUAGCCUCACUUCUUUCAACUGGUCCUCUAAUCCAUCAUAUUCAUAGUCCUUCUUUGGAUGUAUUCCAACUAUUCAAUGCCUCUUGUUAAUUAGCUCCAAUUUAUCCUAAAUAAUAGAUAAAAAGAUAGCUUGUUUGUCCAUAUUUAUUUGUCUGGAGGUAGCUGCCAAAAGUGCCACCAAUCUGGAGUAUAAAUUACUUUGUAAAACCUUGUAAUUGUGUAAUCUGUUUUUGCAAACAAUAAUGGAACCAUAACUUUGGCACCCUAAUAUCUGUCAGUUAUGCAUAUGUUUGUGGGUUAGUUAGAAAUGACAGGAUAUCAUGACUUGUCUGAACCUAUGUCUUGCCACUGGACUCUUAUAACACUGGAGGGGAGAGUGAGGUUGAUGACUUUGCACAGCUCUGCCUCACUUAAAUCCAACUCACUUUCAAACAGAGGACCAACAACAGCAAUCUAUGGGUGAAGAAGCACGAGUUCAAAAGUUCAGUGUUCUUCUCUCAGUCAAAUGUAAAGGUUCAGUAUUCCUAUCAGUUACUUUUAAUUGAAGAAAAACUCUGAGCUAAGUUUAAAAGUGUAGUGCUCUCUUAAAACACUUUACUCCAAAAGGAAUUAUCUCAGCACCAGCUGCCAAUCACUUUGUGUCAAGGAAACUUGUUAUCUUCUAUAUCUUUAAGUGCGCUGAUUCAAUUCUAGGCCAUCUGUUAUCUCUACCAGCCUGGAUGAUGCCAUUCCUGGAAAUAUUGUCUCUAGGUGUUUUUUGUACAAUUAGAGGAAACUUCUUAUCUAUCAUUAGUUAUUUCUGCAAGAUCCAGGUGGAAAGUAAUAACAUUUUCAAGAUGAAAAGAUUGGCUGUUUCCAUCCCACAUUUGAGACUUUCAGCCAAUCAUACUCUUCCUGCCCCUGUGAUGCUUAAACCAUUUAUAUUGUUUUCCCCACCUACCAACUUGUGUUCUUUCUUCCUGGGAGGUUGCCUUUCAUCCUCUAUAUCUUUGAGCUUGAUGGGGAAGCCAUUUUCCCUCCUUAUUAGCAAAUUCAUGUUAAAUAAUAAACUGCUAGUGCUCAGAGCUUUGUACCUCA
Molecule: messenger RNA, 4908 nt
Organism: Trichosurus vulpecula (common brushtail)
Lineage: Eukaryota; Metazoa; Chordata; Mammalia; Diprotodontia; Phalangeridae
Product: zinc finger protein 260-like
Exons: 5
Coding region: 233-2413 (726 amino acids)
Biological process (GO): regulation of transcription by RNA polymerase II
Molecular function (GO): DNA-binding transcription factor activity, RNA polymerase II-specific; RNA polymerase II cis-regulatory region sequence-specific DNA binding
Source: RefSeq, a predicted model, not a curated record